Molecule: messenger RNA, 899 nt
Organism: Malaya genurostris
Lineage: Eukaryota; Metazoa; Arthropoda; Insecta; Diptera; Culicidae
Exons: 2
Coding region: 155-847 (230 amino acids)
Biological process (GO): maturation of SSU-rRNA from tricistronic rRNA transcript (SSU-rRNA, 5.8S rRNA, LSU-rRNA)
Cellular component (GO): preribosome, small subunit precursor; 90S preribosome; nucleolus
Source: RefSeq, a predicted model, not a curated record
GUCCUAUUGUAAAAUCAUACUAGAAUAGUAGAAUCACUGUUUACAUUUAGCUAGCCUCAAUGCGUUGUCUCGUGCAUGGAUGUUUAACAGUACGAAUACUACUUAACAUUGUAAAACUCGUUUUGAAAAGUCCUACUCAAAUAAGUUUGUAUCGAUGGGUAAACUCAAUAAAAAGCUAUCGGUAAAACCAAAAUCUAAUGCAGUGAAAAAUUCGGAACCGAAAAUUGAAUCCGGACCAUUUCCUAUAUAUCGUUCAGUACCGGUACAGUUGAAUGGACCAGAGCCUAAAAUUUUUAAAAUCUCGCCAAAGAAAACGAAGGCUUCUAAGAUCCCAGCUUCUGUUGAUCCGGAAUCGCUAGUAAGCAAUGCUGUUGAAGAAGACAAAUUGGUCAAAACUAAGAAACUACGGAAACAGGUUAUUGGAUGGUUAAAUAAAAAGAACAAGAAACGAUUCCGUAAAGAUGAAGUUCUUAAAAAGAUCGAGCUGACGCAGAAGGCUUUUAAAGAUGACAAAGAAAGAAAAAAGCGCGAAAAAACCGUCGUAACUGGCGAUAUGCGUCCGUUGUUAGAUGCUCUACCUGCGCUGGAUUCAUUGUUUAAGUUAAAAGUUGCGGACUCUAUCAAGACCGGGGUUCCAAAGUACGAUAAAAAGGCUGCCCCCAAAACAAAACGCCAAAUUAAGGCAUCUCAAAUGAAGAAAAACCGAGUAGAUUUUCUAAAUCGUUGCAAGAAAAUGAAUCAAAUUUUGAAAUCAAAGAAAUUCAAGAAUAAUCCUAAGAAAUUGAUCGCUGAUCACAUUCGUAAUGUGAGAAAAGAGCAACUCAAUGUGUUGCUGGGAAAAUCUUGAUACUGAAAUCUUGUACUAUAUAUAUUAUAAUAAAAAAGUAAUCAUUAUUAAA